Molecule: messenger RNA, 378 nt
Organism: Miscanthus lutarioriparius
Lineage: Eukaryota; Viridiplantae; Streptophyta; Magnoliopsida; Poales; Poaceae
Source: the annotation of a GenBank genome assembly
AUGGGGGUGGUCACGAGACCCAAGAAGAGGCGGCUGCAAGAGGAGCGCCUCCGGGACCGUAUCAGCAGCCUCCCCGACGACGUCCUCGUCGACAUCGUCUCCUUUCUCCCCACCAAAGAAGGCGCCCGCACGCAGGUGCUCUCCUCCCGCUGGCGCCGCCUAUGGCGCGCCGCACCUCUCAACCUCUCGCCAGUUGGCCGCGCGUGCGGCAUCCCUGUCGGCGAGGUGUCCCGCAUCCUCGCGGCACACCCGGGCCCCGGCCGCCGCUUCUCCAUGCCGGAGUGCUACCUCAGCUACGACGACGAGUACUCCGAAACGACACUGGACGGCUGGCUCCGGUCACCCUCCCUCGACGACCUCCGGGAGCUCGAGUUCUAG